AAGAAUACACCAUAACCCUUGACAUGGAGCGCGUAUUCAACAGUAUAAUUAGCACCACAUUUCGCUCUUUCUUCCUAGUGAGCUUGUUGCUUCUUAUUUCAAGUUUGACCUCUUCGGCAAAUGCAAAGACUCACAACUAUGACUUCGUCGUUCAAGCAACAAACGUUAAGAGAUUAUGUGAAACCCAUAAUUCUAUCACGGUCAAUGGGCAGUUCCCGGGUCCAACCUUGGAAGUGAAUAAUGGCGAUACUUUAGUGAUACAUGUUACAAACAAAGCUCAAUAUAAUGUGACACUUCACUGGCAUGGUGUUAGACAAAUGACGACUGCAUGGGCAGAUGGACCAGAGUUCAUCACGCAAUGCCCAAUUAGACCAGGAGGUAGUUACACUUACCGGUUCACAAUUUCAGGACAAGAAGGAACAUUGUGGUGGCAUGCACAUAGCUCAUGGCUUCGAGCCACAGUUUAUGGUGCUAUCAUUAUUCACCCGAAAGAAGGAUAUACUUACCCAUUCCCUAAGCCAAAUAGGGAAUCAGUCAUUGCUCUUGGUGAAUGGUGGGAUGCAAACCCAAUAGAUGUUAUAAGAGAAGCCACAAGAACUGGAGCAGCUCCAAAUGUUUCUGAUGCGUAUACCAUCAAUGGACAACCUGGUGAUCUCUAUAAAUGCUCUAGUAAAGAGACGGUCAGAGUACCAAUAAAUUCAGGAGAGACAAGCCUCCUUAGGGUCAUCAACUCAGCCUUGAAUCAACAACUUUUUCUCAAAAUUGCCAACCACAAACUUACAGUGGUAGGAGCUGACGCUUCCUACGUAAAACCUUUCACCACCACAGUCCUCAUGCUUGGACCAGGCCAAACCACAGAUGUACUAAUCAAGGCCGACCAGCCAGUAGGUCGAUAUUACAUUGCUGCACGAGCUUAUGCCAGUGCACAAGGUGCUCCAUUUGAUAAUACCACCACCACUGCCAUUUUAGAGUACAAAACUGCCUCUUCAAAUCCCAUUAUGCCGUCUCUCCCAGCAUUCAAUGACACUGCAACUGCCACUGCCUUCACCACCAGCUUCAGAAGUCUGGAAAAAUCCCUUGUUCCCACUGAAAUAGAUCACAAUCUUUUCAUUACUGCAGGACUUGGAAUUAACCAAUGCCCGCCAAAAACCCCAGCACGAAACUGUCAGGCCCCAAAUGGGACCCGCUUCACUGCUAGCAUGAACAACGUGUCUUUUGUACUCCCAUCCAAUUUUUCUGUACUUCAAGCAUACCAUCAAGGGAUCCCUGGAGUUUAUACUACUGAUUUUCCUGCAAAACCUCCUGUGGCCUUUGACUAUACAGGCAAUGUAAGCCGCUCUUUGUGGCAGCCUACUCGUGGAACGAAGGUCUAUAAGAUGAAAUACGGGUCAAGGGUGCAGAUAGUGUUGCAAGGAACAAACAUCUUCACUGCUGAGAACCACCCAAUCCAUCUUCAUGGAUAUGAUUUCUACAUACUUGCAGAAGGAUUUGGAAACUUCAACCCAAAAACUGACACUGCUAAAUUUAACCUUGUGGAUCCACCUCUCCGAAAUACAGUUAGCUUACCUGUCAAAGGGUGGGCUGUCAUUAGAUUUGUUGCUGACAAUCCAGGUACCUGGAUUAUGCAUUGCCACUUAGAUGUUCACAUCGGCUGGGGUUUGGCCACAGUCUUUAUCGUAGAAGAUGGGGUCGGGCCAAUGCAACAAUUGGAGCAACCACCACCAGAUUUACCUGUGUGUUGAUAUCAAUGACCAUCAAAUUACACAUCACAAAAAUAGCUAGCGUUUUGUUGUCUAAAAUUAUAUGUCUUCCCACAUUGGGCCUAUUUCUGUUUGUUUAUGGUUUUCCUCAUUAUAUUUUCCUCAUCAAAAAAAUAGCUAGCCUGUACCUACCCAAGCUGGUGUAGGACUUGACAGAUAAAUAUAUACUGAAUACUAUAAUAUAUUGUACUUUAUAAUCAGAAAUCAAACACCAACUUCUGUUA
Molecule: messenger RNA, 1984 nt
Organism: Erigeron canadensis
Lineage: Eukaryota; Viridiplantae; Streptophyta; Magnoliopsida; Asterales; Asteraceae
Product: laccase-12-like
Exons: 6
Coding region: 24-1742 (572 amino acids)
Biological process (GO): lignin catabolic process
Cellular component (GO): apoplast
Molecular function (GO): copper ion binding; hydroquinone:oxygen oxidoreductase activity
Source: RefSeq, a predicted model, not a curated record